UCUCUUGCUAACUGCUUUAAUUUGCAGCAUAAUCUUCAUAACAAAGCAAAAGAAAACGCGUUGGCAUUUACAGAAUAUAUCCUAUUUCUUAUCUUCUUCAAUACUUUAUAUAAAAACAUAGUCCUUCACCAUUUCUCCACUUAAAAUUCUCCAUUCUACUAAAGCAGAUUCUCAGCAGAAUCUUUACCAUAUCAGACAGUAUAAACUUUUUCUUUGACCGAUCGAUUAUGACAAUCACACCAGAGAAUAACCAAAUACCAGCUAAAGCUAAAGAAGCAGAACCCCACGAAACAUUUCCCACUGCAGCUCCUUCAUCAACUUCAGGAUCACAAGAUCCAUCACCUGAUAUGGGUCGGGCAAAAUUGGGUACCCAUACUAUGGGACCUCCAGCAGUUCCAACUACACAUCCAGACAACCAGAAGGCUGCCUUAUGGAGAGCUGAUCAGGACCAGCGCCAUGAUUUUCAACCGCAGCCUUACCUUGUGUAUUCUCCUGUCCAAAGGCCGAGCAACAACCCUCUUGAUCCUGUUGUUCAUAUGCUCAAUUUUUGGAGUAAUAAAGCUGAGACCGCCGCCCGCAACGUCUGGCAUAACCUGAGAACUGGGCCAUCAGUGUCCGAAGCUGCAUGUGGAAAGCUUAAAUUGACAGCUAAGGCUUUGACAGAGGGAGGAUUUGAGCCAUUAUACAAGCAGAAUUUUGCUACAGAUCCAAAUGAGCAGUUGAAGAAAACAUUUGCUUGUUACCUAUCUACAACAACUGGCCCUGUUGCUGGAACUCUGUAUUUGUCAUCUACUAAAGUGGCUUUCUGCAGUGAUCGUCCCUUAUCUUUCGGAGCUCCAUCUGGACAGGAAGCUUGGAGCUACUAUAAGGUUGCAAUACCAUUGGCAAACAUUGGCACUAUCAACCCUGUAGUGAUAAGAGAAAAUCCAUCGGAAAGGUACAUUCAGAUUGUUACCAUUGAUAGUCAUGACUUUUGGUUCAUGGGAUUAAUUAAUUUUGAGAAAGCAAAGCAUCAUCUCCUAGAGACUUUAUCAAUGUUUAGAGGGCAACCUUUUGGUGGACAUGGCAAUGUGCCAAUGGCACAACCCGCUGUAAAUUGCUAGGUGAUGAAAUCUUGGAUUACACAUUUGUUUUUCAGAUUGUUGUUCCCUUUGUAUUUGGAAGAUAUAUUGUAUUAUACUAGUAUGUUUCAUGACAGAGAUUGGGGUGCUUCAUAUGUGUUCAACGAAAUAGAUUUUAUGCUUCUUUCACUAUAUUGGUUUUAUUGCUUUA
Messenger RNA from Nicotiana attenuata, 1272 nucleotides. Its product is annotated as GEM-like protein 5. The transcript has 3 exons. The record is from RefSeq and is a predicted model, not a curated record. Lineage: Eukaryota; Viridiplantae; Streptophyta; Magnoliopsida; Solanales; Solanaceae. Bases 228 to 1103 code for a protein of 291 amino acids.